CAAAUAUAACAAAAAAGACACAGAUGAUAAGCCCUUACUCAAGCUUCUGGAUUCUCUUCGAUCUCUCUCUCUCUCUUCCUGAGCUUCUGGAUUUUUCCCGAUCACUGACAGAAUAUUAAUAACCAAACCGCAAACUACGAAGGAGCUGCAAGAGAGCAAACAAACAUCAUAGUCCAUAUUCCAUAUGGCUGAUAGUGUACUUGGGCACCCUUUUAGGCGCUUCUUCUGGAGCCCUCCGAUCUUCCGAGAAUGGUCUGUACCGACGGCCUUAGUUGACUGGCUCGAAUCCCCCACUGCUCACAUCUUCAAGAUCAACGUCCCAGGUUUCAGCAAAGAUGACAUAAAGGUGCAGGUAGAGGAGGGGAACAUCUUGCGCAUAAAAGGAGAAAGCGGGAAAAUGGAGGAUCCACAUGAAAAAGACGCAAUUUGGCUUGUAGCCGAGAGAGGCACCGGCAAAGGGGGCUUCUCCCGGGACAUUGAAUUACCGGAAAAUGUGAAGGUGGAUCAGAUUAAGGCUCAGGUGGAGAAUGGCAUUCUCACUAUUGUUGUCCCGAAGGAUACAACCCAAAAGUCAUCCGGAGUUAGAAACAUCAAUAUCACUAGCAAACUCUGAGCUCCAAGCUUCUAGCUUAAUACGAUUUGAAUACCGGUGUAUAAUGUACUGUGCAUGUGUGAAUAAUGGUGCAUGUGUAUUGUAUAAAAUGCCCCAAUAUGUAAAUGUUUUUUCUCCUUU
Juglans microcarpa x Juglans regia is the source of this 733-nucleotide messenger RNA. Its product is annotated as 15.7 kDa heat shock protein, peroxisomal. Bases 185 to 613 code for a protein of 142 amino acids. The transcript is spliced from 2 exons. The record is from RefSeq and is a predicted model, not a curated record. Lineage: Eukaryota; Viridiplantae; Streptophyta; Magnoliopsida; Fagales; Juglandaceae. Gene Ontology annotation, biological process: protein complex oligomerization; response to salt stress; response to heat.